Molecule: messenger RNA, 6609 nt
Organism: Canis lupus familiaris (dog)
Lineage: Eukaryota; Metazoa; Chordata; Mammalia; Carnivora; Canidae
Gene: FGF2
Product: fibroblast growth factor 2
Exons: 4
Coding region: 1-864 (287 amino acids)
Biological process (GO): cell differentiation; positive regulation of cell population proliferation; animal organ morphogenesis
Cellular component (GO): cytoplasm
Molecular function (GO): growth factor activity; fibroblast growth factor receptor binding
Source: RefSeq, a predicted model, not a curated record
AUGUCCGGGAGGCGGCCCUCCCGCGAGCGGCGGCCGCGGACACGCCCGGCCCCGGCCCCGGCCCCGAGCGCAGCUCCCCGAGCCCGAGCGCAGCUCCCCGGCCUCGAGACCGUGCUCAGCUCCCCGGCCCCGGGCGCAGCUCCCCGAGCCCGAGCCCGAGCCCGAGCGCAGCAUCCCGGCCCGCGCGCAGCUCCCCAGGGCAGCCGGCGAGGGGAGCGGCCGGGCGGCGCGAGGCUGGGGGCCCGCGGGCGCGGCCGCGCGCUGCCGGGCGGGAGGCUGGGGGGCCGGGGCCGUGGCCGCGCCCCGGACCGGGUCGGGGGCCGGGGCCGGGGGGCGGCGGCGGCUCCUCGCGCGGCUCCGGGGGCGCGGACACCCCGGCAGAGCCCCGGGGGCGCCAUGGCAGCCGGGAGCAUCACCACGCUGCCCGCCCUGCCGGAGGACGGCGGCAGCGGCGCCUUCCCGCCCGGCCACUUCAAGGACCCCAAGAGGCUGUACUGCAAAAACGGGGGCUUCUUCCUGCGGAUCCACCCCGACGGCCGGGUGGACGGGGUCCGGGAGAAGAGCGAUCCCCACGUCAAAUUGCAACUUCAAGCAGAAGAGAGAGGCGUUGUGUCCAUCAAAGGAGUAUGUGCAAAUCGCUAUCUUGCUAUGAAGGAAGAUGGAAGAUUACUGGCUUCUAAAUGUGUUACUGACGAGUGCUUCUUUUUUGAACGAUUGGAAUCUAAUAACUACAAUACUUACCGGUCAAGGAAAUACUCCAGUUGGUAUGUGGCACUGAAACGAACUGGGCAGUAUAAACUUGGACCAAAAACAGGACCUGGGCAGAAAGCUAUACUUUUUCUUCCAAUGUCUGCUAAGAGCUGAUCUAAAUGGCAGCAUCUUAUCUCAUUUCACAUGAAAGAAGACGUAUAUUUUAGAAAUUUGUUAAUGGAAGAAAAGAAAAAAUGUGUACAGUGAUCUGCUCUGUUUGGAUAAAUGGUCAGAUAACCUUUUAUCUAAUAGUAAAUAUUUAAUCAUUGCCUUACUAAAGAAAAAGCAACAAAAAUGCCUGGAAAAUGUAUAGACUUCCACCUUUUAUAUUGCAUUUGCCUUUAUCUAGUGAAGCUUACUUAGAGCUACAAUCUUUUUCUUACAUUUGCUUCAUUUGAAAAGAGGCUUUUAAAAUUUGCACAUUUUCUUCAAGUAAGUUUUCUUCAUGUAAAUUAUACUCAUGAGAAAAUUAAAAUCAGAUAUUUAGUUAACCCCAAAUGUCCACUACUUUUUAUAAUAUGGCACACAUUUUUCUGCACGUACAAUUUACUUAAGAUUUUUUAAAAUGUGCAAAUAUGGAUUUAAUUCAUUCCUGUCAUAGUUCUGUAAUUGUCUGGCAGUUUCUUGUGAUAGAGUUUAUAGAACAAGCCUGUGUAAACUGCCGGAAGUUCUUCCAUGGUGAAAUCAAUCUUGUCAAAGCCUUCUCUAUACCCAUAGAGCAACAGCCUAGCAACUCUGCUGGUGAUAGGAGUUGUAUUUUCAGUCUUGAUCAGGUCAUUGAGAUCCAUCCAUUCACACCUUAAGCAUUCAUGCUGGCAAAAAUUUAUGGUGAAUGAAUAUGGCUUUAAGCGACAGAUGAUAUACAUAUCUGACUUCCCAAAAGCUCCAGGACUGGCGUGCUGUUGCCGAAUGCUCAGGAGGGACUUGAACUCUGAUUUUAUACCAGUCUCUUCAAAAACUUCUCGAACUGCUGUGUCUCCUACAUAAAAGAUAGGUGUACAAAUCAGUAAGGAUCUGGAUUUGCCUUCUGGACAUCCUGAAAUACCAAAGUAUUUUCUUACAACUAUAUAUCUUAGAAGCUUUUGAAAUAUCGAAUAUUUCUUUGGCUGCUAUUUGUAGACUUACCCACCUGGUAUGUAUAUUUUGGGGGUCACAUUUUUAACCUCUUCUGACUCUAUUUCCCAAAAGUUGAAAAUACAGGUUCUUGCAGUUAACAUUCUUACAUAUUUCUUCAUUAUUUCCUGUUUGUGAUCAUCCAUCAAAACUACUUAAAUUUAUACAUAUCAGUAUUGAGAAAAAUUGAUUCAUUCUUCCUUUGUCUGUAGAGCUGCAGAAUGUACUGAGCUGUGAAAAGUUCAAAACCUUCCUGGUGAUCUUGGGUGGGACUGUCAAGCCUCUAAAGUCAUAGAACAGUUUCAUUUAUAACCAUUUUGUUAUGCUCCCCUAAUUAUUCUGUCAGUGGAAUCCCAUUAGUAAUUUUUGGCAUUUCCUUGGUUUCUUGAGAUUCCAAAGAACUAUUUUAUCAAAAGUGUUAAAAAAAAAAAAAAAAAGAAAAGCUUGCAAUUUACAGAAUUUUAUAAUACAACAUGGAUUUCACAUUUUAUAAGGUUGAUUUUUCAAUAUUAUGCAAAUUUCUGGGACAGGAUUUUGAUUGCCAUUAAUAUUUCUGUGGUUGCUCUUUCUAAAUCUCCAGAAGAACCCCCUAAAUGGGCUUUCUCUAAUUUUGUGAUGCUUUGUCACUGUCUCCUAAAGUGUUUAUGAGAAACUCUUUAAAUAGCUGCCUUCUUUGCUCAGUUUGCUUAGAAGCUUCCCAAUUUCACAAUUGUCACAGGCAUAGAUUUUUGUUCAAAGACCUCUAUUCAAUGCUUCUAUUUCCUUGUCAAAUAGAAAAUUAUACUGGUGAAGAAUAGGUAAGGAAGAAGAAAUCAAGGAAAAAAUCUCAAUUUUCCUGUAGUUGGGCUAUUGCCUUGUCUUAACAAUUGCCUACAUAAGCUCAUGUUUGUUUGUUUUUUAAGAAACAGCUAUAGCAAUAUGCACAGGAAAAACAAAGUGUUCUAAAAUGUAAGACAUUUGUCCACCAUUUUGAAUUAAUUACAUGCUGACUUCCCCUUGAGAUUUUUCAUAGAUUAAACAUGGUUUGAAAUUACUGUUUUAAACUAAAAACAUAAAAAAGGAAUUUAUGUGAAUAAAAGGAAAAUCUUCCUUAAGAAAGAUAAUUUUCAGCUGGGAAUACAAUAGAUGUUUGUUAUUAAAUUUGUUACAGGUUGUGGCACUAGUCUUAAGUGAAAUCAGCAAAUGAGAUUUACAAUUUAACUAUUGUUUAAAUGUUUACUCUGUUAGCACUUUAAAAAAAAUAACCAUGGGGGUUCCGUUAAGCUCUUACUACAACUAAUCAAGAAUUUGGCAUUUCAUUUGGAAUCUAGCCUUUUUAUGUAUCAUGGAGGCACAGGACAGACUAGUGAGUGAAUCUACCUUACUCAGCAGUCACCUUAGCUGUUGAUUAGAAAUCAGCACCGCCUGGGUAGUUUGAUCAGUUUAACUUGAGUCAACAUAUUAUUGACUAGACUAAAAAUUGACUGGGUAUAUAAGUGCUUUUUCAUCCAGGAUAUGAGUGACUCCUUCCUCCUCAAAAUGGAAAUCUUUACCCCACAGCUUUUUUGCCAUGAAUUUAGAUUUUAUUAUCCAGAUAAACUGCUUUAUUCUGUUGUACCUUUAUUUUAAUGUACUGUAAGCUCAAGUGAAAUAACAUUUACUAUUUUAUAUGUUUAAGGAACAUAGGAAAAACCAAGAAGUUUUCAUUUUUAUUUUUGCUGAUUGAGAGAUAUGUUUAAAUAUGUCACAGUGUUUUUGUUUAGUUACGGGACAGUGAAAUGGAGUUUAUUUUGUUAUUUCUAGUUUGUAAUAUUUAACAAUAGGAUCAGGUUGAAAUAAAAUAGGAAAAACUGUGCAGAAUGUGGGUUUCCCUGGUGUUUCCCUCUGAUGCUGGUGCACUGAUGAGCUCUGAACAGACCCCCUGCUGCUUUCUGGUCCUUUGACCAUGCAGGAGAUUCUCUUCCUGUCGAUGGUAAUGAUGAUUUUUUAGGAAGGCAUUUUCUCUGUUUUUAACCUUGUAGAUACUUUUGUACUAUUAGGGUAUUAUAUUAAAGCCUGAAGAUUGUAUUCUAUUUUAUAUAUGCCACCGCCCCCCCCUUAAUUUUUUUAAGUGCUUCAUUUACCUAGUAUUAUCAAAGAAUGAAGGAUUCCAAACAAACGUGUUUCCCAGUUAACUAGAGUUUACUACUCAAGAGCUAAUAUGAAUGUGUGCACAUUUGUGAUGGUUGUAUUCCUAAAAUAAAUACACUCCUAAAUACAGAGUUUAAAGAAAAUAAUUUCAAUACUUAGGUAAUUUGGCUCAUCCUCAAGGAUAUUCUGUUGUGUUAUAAGACAGAAAUGCUCUAAUAUGGACAUAGUCUCCAGAACUCUAUUGUCAGUUAUCAUUUCUAGCUGCUUUCAGGGUUUUAUCAGUUCUAAGGGAAAGCUUUAAUUUACAUACUCCUAAGCAAUAUGAUGAAUGCCAUCUGCUUUUCUUGUAACUCCUCAUGGUUGAGGUAUAUAUAUGCUCUCUAGAUAGGUGGGGUGGUUGUGCCAACCACAAAUACUUAAUUCAGAAUUCACUACUUUUUUUGUUGUUUUUAAUUUGGACUUGAAGUGUUCUGGAGUACACUUAAACCUAAAAUUAUGUAUACUUGACUUGAAAAUGUGUUCUUCAUUUGCAUUUAAAUAUAAGUAAACUGAAAAUUCACAAGAUCCAUAAAAACUCAAAAGGAAAAAGUCAAUUAAUUUAAGAAGGCAAGCUACAGGAAGCUAAACAUACUUCCUGUAGCCUGAUUUUUGUCCAAUAUGGAUUGGGUAAGGAUGUAAGACAUAAAUUUAACUAGUUCACACACACUCUCAUAUAUCACAUAAGGAUAGUAUGAAAUAAUUAGGUGUUCCAAAAUAAGUGGCCCUCUCUUUCACUACUUGCACCACCACAAAAUCUGUUAUUUCAACAGAAGACCUAAGCAAUAGAAUCUAGGCAGAAGAUCCUUAAGGCCAAAAUUUGCUAUGGACAUAUCUCAGUGUAGUAAAUUUACUUAUGGUUUGUUAGGAGUUGGCUAUUUACUGUUUACAGGGCAUUUUCAUCUGGGUAACAUUUUUAAAACAUCAAGUUUCAAAUAUAUAUACAUUUUUAAAUAUUUAUAUAGAACCUAGGAAGUUGCCUUUAUAUAUAAAUGUUGGCUAAGUAGGGGACAUGCAUAUGAGAAAAAAAAUCAUGGAGAAAUAAUACUGAGAUCAAAUGAGGCAUCUUGAUUUAUUAUGAUGCAGACUGCAUUUGACCCAGUCAAGGGUCAGGAAUAGGUAGGAAAACUCUGUCUUUAUUCUUUCUUCUAUUUACUGUAAAAUCAGUAACAUGGAGAGUUCUUAGCUUAUUUCACAUUUUCUUGUUUGAAAAACAAGAGCUGAUUGAGCUCAGGAAGUUGUUUUAGGGAAUUCUCAUUUGAGACUUUCUUGUAUGGGACAUUUUACUAAGUUUGACUUCCUAUUUAAAAUAAAUAGUAAAUAAAGAGGAGAAUUAAGUCACUACUGCUCUAUAGGUGACUUUAUAAAUACUUAUUUUGAGGUUCAUUUAAAAGUUACUGUUCAUCCUUGUGGGGUGAAAUGGUCAAGAAUUUGUGUUUUCUUAUAGUUUAAUUCCAGUAACAAUAUUAGUCAAAUCCAAAAUAACCCUUAUUGCUAAAAUUUUCUAAUGUAUAUGCAAAGCUUUUUCUUUUUUUUUUUUUAAUAUUUUAUUUAUUUAUUCAUGAGAGACAGAGAGAGAGAGAGAGAGAGAGAGAGAGAGAGACACAGAGACACACGCAGAGAGAGAAGCAGGCUCCAUGCAGGGCGCCUGAUGCGGGACUCGAUCCCGGGUCUCCAGAAUCACGCCCUGGGCCAAAGGGAGGCGCUAAACCGCUGAGCCACCCAGGGAUCCCCAAAGCUUUUUAUUUCAAACAAAUUAACCUAGGAGCAAUUCUAAACAGAAUAGGUGUUGUGCUCCUAAUGGUAUUUUUUAUACUAGUGGGGUAAGUUGUAAUAUUACAAGUUUUGCUGCUAAUUUUGUAGUAGCUCUGAAGAAACCUCUCUGAAAUUUCUCAGUAUAAACCAGUUAGAAAAUUUUAAAUCUUAUUUUCAGCUAUAGAACAAAAAAGUAAACACAAAUUUCCUGAACAUUUUCAAGCCAGUUAAAAAUAUGUAAGGUGUACACACCAAUAUCUUCUCCAGGCUCUGACAGGCCUCCUGGAAACUUCCACAUAUUUUUCAACUGCAACAUAAAGUCAGGAAAUAAAGUUAACAUAGCUUCAUUCACUAACACACACGGAGACUCCACAAAAUCCACCCAUAAUUCGUCAAGAGGCUGAGAAUUUACUUUUUGGUAAUUGCAUGCAAAUUUCUUUCACCUUCCUUUCACACUCCACCCUUUCUUUUUCUUGGGGGAAACUGGUAACUUAUGAAAUAUUUUCCUAUUUUUUUCUUUAGGAAAUAGAUGUGGUUUUGUUUGAUUAAUGUGAUAAAUUCUGUUUGAAUGAAACAGUGGAGGGAAACAUCUACUGAGUUUGUGUAAUUUUUAAAAUUUUGCUGCUAGUUAACUAUUAACAGAUAGAGGAAUCAUACAGAUGCUGCUAUAAAUAAGUAGAAAGUACAGUAUAAGUUUAAUAACUAAAAUGCUAUUUUUAAUUUUCACACUUAUUUUUCUGUAUUGUAUGUCUAAUCAGAUUUCUCUUGUUCUGUGUUAAUGAUUUUAUGUACAAAUGUAAUUGCUUUUCGUGGGUAGUAUGAAUAAAUUUGAUAAGUAUAAGUUUG